CCUUCUGCCUUGUGUGUUGCAGGAUGUCUGAGGGCGACGGGGCCGGGGGCUCCGGGCACGGGAAGCCGUCCGCCGUGUACAGGUUUUUCACGAGGCUCGGGCAGGUCUACCAGUCCUGGCUGGACAAGUCCACGCCUUACACGGCCGUGCGGUGGGUGGUGACGCUGGGCCUGAGCUUCGUGUACAUGAUCCGGGUCUACCUGCUGCAGGGCUGGUACAUCGUGACCUACGCCUUGGGGAUCUACCACCUGAACCUCUUCAUAGCUUUCCUGUCUCCCAAGGUGGACCCUUCCUUGAUGGAGGACUCAGACGACGGCCCCUCGCUGCCCACCCGCCAGAAUGAGGAGUUCCGGCCCUUCAUCCGGAGGCUUCCGGAGUUUAAGUUUUGGCACGCGGCUACCAAGGGCAUCUUGGUGGCCAUGGUCUGCACCUUCUUCGAGGCCUUCAACGUGCCCGUGUUCUGGCCCAUCCUGGUCAUGUACUUCAUCAUGCUCUUCUGCAUCACCAUGAAGAGGCAGAUCAAGCACAUGAUCAAGUACCGGUACAUCCCGUUCACGCACGGCAAGAGGACGUACAGGGGCAGGGAGGACGCGGGCAAGGCCUUCGCCAGCUAGGCGGCCGGGCCGGGACCGGGAGCAGCGCUGGCCUCGCCACGCGGUAGCCGAUCGCGAGGGAGUUGGAAUUUCUUCCCAAAAGGAGCUUGUCUGUGGCUGGACUGCCGGGGGCCCUGAAGACACCGGCGCCAGCCCAGUCGCGGCUGCCCGGGAGGCCCCGGGCCCCAGCCCGCCGCGGAGGGGCCGCCCUGCUGCCCUCCCGCCGCCGUGCGACAGUUGCUCUGGGGCUGCAGUCGUAAAUACAUGGACUAUAUUUUAA
Molecule: messenger RNA, 873 nt
Organism: Condylura cristata (star-nosed mole)
Lineage: Eukaryota; Metazoa; Chordata; Mammalia; Eulipotyphla; Talpidae
Gene: RER1
Product: retention in endoplasmic reticulum sorting receptor 1
Exons: 6
Coding region: 24-614 (196 amino acids)
Biological process (GO): protein retention in ER lumen; retrograde vesicle-mediated transport, Golgi to endoplasmic reticulum
Cellular component (GO): Golgi membrane
Source: RefSeq, a predicted model, not a curated record